GAGCCGCCGCCGCCGCCGCCCGCCCGCCCGGGAGGAGCACUGGACCCCAGGCGGCUGGGAGCGCACGCGAGCUGGCCAGGGCCGCGCGGGCAGCGCCCUGAGCCCGUCCCGCGCCCGCGGGCCCCGCCAAGCAGAGGAGCGCCCCGGGAUGCCCCGGCGGCCCGGAGCGCGGGCAGCGGCAGCGGCGACCACGCCGUGAGGGCGGCGGCGCCCGCGGGACCCGUGACUGCCAGGAACUGCUGCCAGCACCGACAACCCCUAUGGCCUACAUCCCUGGUGGGGGCGCCCCAGCAGCGGGGGCGGCCCCCAUGGGCUCCCAGUAUUGUGUGUGCAAGGUGGAACUGUCAGUGAGUGGCCAGAACCUGCUGGACCGGGAUGUCACCUCCAAGUCUGACCCCUUCUGUGUCCUCUUUACAGAGAAUGAUGGCAGGUGGAUUGAGUACGACAGGACAGAAACUGCCGUCAACAACCUCAAUCCCGCGUUCUCCAAGAAGUUCGUCCUCGACUACCACUUUGAGGAGGUGCAGAAGCUCAAGUUCGCCCUGUUUGACCAGGAUAAGUCCAGCACACAACUCGAUGAGCAUGAUUUCCUGGGCCAGUUCUCCUGCAGCCUGGGCACGAUCGUCUCCAGCAAGAAGAUCACUCGGCCACUGCUGCUGAUGAAUGACAAGCCUGCAGGGAAGGGCCUGAUUACGAUUGCUGCCCAGGAGCUGUCAGACAACCAGGUCAUCACGCUGAGUCUGGCGGGCAGGAAGCUGGACAAAAAGGACCUCUUUGGGAAGUCAGACCCAUUUCUCGAGUUUUAUAAACCGGGAGAUGAUGGCAAGUGGAUGCUGGUUCACAGGACUGAGGUGAUCAAGUACACGCUGGACCCUGUGUGGAAACCAUUCACUGUGCCAUUGGUGUCCCUGUGUGAUGGGGACAUGGAGAAGCCCAUCCAGGUCAUGUGCUACGACUAUGACAACGACGGAGGCCAUGACUUCAUCGGCGAGUUCCAGACCUCAGUGUCGCAGAUGUGUGAGGCUCGUGAUGGUGUCCCGCUGGAGUUCGAGUGCAUCAACCCCAAGAAGCAAAGGAAGAAAAAGAACUAUAAGAACUCGGGCAUCAUUAUCUUGCGUUCCUGCAAGAUAAACCGGGACUACUCCUUCCUGGACUACAUCCUGGGAGGCUGCCAGCUCAUGUUCACGGUUGGGAUAGACUUCACAGCCUCCAAUGGGAAUCCUCUGGACCCUUCCUCUUUGCACUAUAUCAACCCCAUGGGCACCAACGAAUAUCUGUCAGCCAUCUGGGCUGUCGGGCAGAUCAUUCAGGACUAUGACAGUACCUGGCAGUUUGUCCUUCACACAACAGCCAGGGGAUUCCUCAAUAUUGAUAAGAUGUUUCCGGCUCUGGGCUUCGGGGCCCAGUUACCCCCAGACUGGAAGGUCUCCCAUGAGUUUGCCAUCAACUUCAACCCUACCAACCCCUUCUGCUCGGGUGUCGAUGGCAUCGCCCAGGCAUACUCGGCCUGCCUGCCCCACAUCCGCUUCUACGGCCCCACCAACUUCUCACCCAUCGUCAACCACGUGGCUCGGUUUGCAGCCCAGGCCACACAGCAGCAGACAGCCACGGAUCUACUUUGAGGAGGUGGUGUUCGGAUUAGCAACAUCAUGCGAUGCCUGCACCCAGGAGGAGCAAGGCCAGGCAGACAGGACGCCAGAGGCCGGGACAACGUGAAGGAGGUCGGCAUGCAGGUCAGGGGAGAAGGAAGGCGGUCCUGGCAUCUUCCUCAGGGGGCAUGGUCUGCUCUAGUGCCAGUCCUGCCCGGCCGCUGACGGCUGAGGCCCUGAGGCCAGAGGCUUCCUGCUCUGAGCCUCUCUCCGUUAUGAGGUGGGAGAAAUAAAGCCCCCCUGGGUGCCCUGAGGAUCUGGGGCAACCUGAAUGAGACAGCAACCAGGGAAAGGCCUGGGAGGGACUACUUUUGCAUUCCUGGGGUGCAGGGCUGGAAUGGGUUGGAGGGCAGACGAGAGGCAGCCCUUGGGCUUGCACUGUCUGGAGGCCUGCCAUCUGUGAACCAGGCCGUUGUCACCCCAAGUCUGUUGUCCACCUGAGUCAGCUUUCAAAGGGAUGGAAAAACAGGCCCGCACUCUUGUUUAAAAGGAAGAAAUGCAAACGGUAGCAGGAGCGAAGCCAGUGCUCUUGCCAGGCUUACCCUGCAGCCAGGGUAGGACCGGGCAGGACGUGUGGUCCUGGGGGGAAAGGUGCCUGUGUCUGCUAGGUCCCAGGUGUGCCAGGGGCUUGGGCCCUGGGCAAGGCCAGGAAGGGGACCUUUGUGUCCUGGGGAAUAACUGCUGACGGCUCCCCAGAGGGGAAACUUGGUCUUUUCUCUGUCCAGCCCCUGAUCUUCUCAACACCCCAGGCACUUCUGUCACGUCCCUGGCCUCCCACCCUGGGGAGGCAGCCUCCUCUUGGCACCCUCACCCCUCAUGGAAGCACUACCCCGCACCCCGGUGUGACUUGGGCCACCUCUAAGCAGGAGUGGGACAGAGGGCCUCUCUCAGCCCCUCCCACCCUGACGUCCACAUAGACAGGCUUCUCCACCUCUGGCCUUGCUGUCCCACAUCUCACUGUGCU
Neofelis nebulosa (Clouded leopard) is the source of this 2613-nucleotide messenger RNA. RefSeq names its product copine 2 (gene CPNE2). Gene Ontology annotation, biological process: cellular response to calcium ion. Lineage: Eukaryota; Metazoa; Chordata; Mammalia; Carnivora; Felidae. The record is from RefSeq and is a predicted model, not a curated record. Gene Ontology annotation, molecular function: calcium-dependent phospholipid binding. Bases 261 to 1622 code for a protein of 453 amino acids. Gene Ontology annotation, cellular component: plasma membrane. The transcript is spliced from 16 exons.